CUCUUCCCCCAUUCAACCACUCUUACCUCAAUGAAUAAAGAGCUAAUUUCACUAGAAAUUUCAAACUAUGCUAAAAGUGUCAUUUGUGUACUAAACUAUUCAAUAUGACAAAUUUGGCACAAAUUAUAUGCGUUUCGUGACAUUUGUGACCUAAACUAUUCAAUAUGACAAAUCUGGCACAAACAACAUAAAUGUUGACUAGAUUUUCUGUUAAAUACUAUCGGUUAACGUUGGUCAAUAUUAACGAAAAAAAUAAUUUGUGAUUUAUCAUUUUAAAUAGUUUAGAAUACAAAUAACGCUUUUUGAUAGUUCGGACUUCUUAGUGGCAUUAGCCCAUGAAUAAAUUAAAGGCUCCUAUAAGGAGGGACUUUAAUGACUGCUACCUACUAUCUCAAUGAAUCGAUUGUCACAUGGUAUUUUCCACUAGUGUCUGCCUUCUUUUGUCUAGACACUAAAAUCUUUUGUCUCUUCUCCAUACUCAAUUACUACCAUUAUCAACUGUCCUCGCAGGCUAGCACCAAAUUGUUUCUUUCAGCUCGGACAUCAAUUUGUUCUCCCAGUCCCAGGGAAUAAGACUCGUAAGGUCCAUGGCUGAGUCUGCUGCUGCUGGGAAGAAGCUUAUCCGCGUGGAUGUGAGUUCAGACACUAUAUGCCCAUGGUGUCUUGUGGGAAAGAGAAACCUGGACAAAGCUAUAGCUGCCUCCAACGAGAGAUUCAAUUUUGAGGUCAGAUGGCACCCUUUUUUCCUCCAUCCUUCUUUACCUAAAGAAGGGAUGAACCGGAGUCCCUGUCACUGAGCGAAGUGGAAGAAUCCGGUGAGAAUCCUCCCCGCUGUAAACGGAGAGUCGCCUCCGCUGUCAGCAAAAAAGUUCCUGCAAUAGUUGCAUAGCGCCGGCGGGAUCGUCGUGACCGGAGUCCGGAGAUGAUUUCCAAUCCGGAGUACUUCUUGACGUAAUAACAGGAGUCUAAUCUCGUACCGUUAGUAUCACAAACGGUAAUAUUUUAAUUAAUUUCCUAAUUUUAAUUGUAAUCCAUUGUAAUUGUCUUUAUUAGCUGCGUUAAUAGCCUUUAAAUCAGCCUUUUAGAAUUACUUCCCUUCCAGGACCAGACUUCUUUCUUUAACCUUCCUCUAUUUAAUUUGUUUUUAACCCGUAGGAGAGAUUUGCUCCUAAUAUUAAGGUGUAUUAAUUAUUUAUUUAAUUUAUUUGAGCAAGCUCAGUUAUGUUAGUCAUUUUCUUCUUAUCCUUUUUUUAUUGGAUUUUAUCCAAUAUUUUUACUUUUCAGAAUUAACUCACUUUCUUCGGGUUGAAACCACAUUAUUGAUGUGGAAUUUUCGGUGAAGUCCGACUAUAUCUCUUGACAGAUUUUAAUCUCUUCAGUAGAGAUUUUUAGCACCUUGUGGUGCCUUUGUAGCUGGUUUCUGUACAGGAAAAUUUAGUAUUGGGAAGUUAUGAUCGAGCAUCUCCUCAACCUAUGAUGGAAAGCAAGUCUCGUUAAAUGAUUUAUUCAAUUGUUACAAAAAAUCUUCAAAGAUGUGCAACUGACUCGGUCGGCUUCUCAGGUGAUGGAACUAUUCCAUUUGACUUUCAUAAUUCUAUUAUGGUAUUAUCGAUGAUCAUAUCAAAUUGCUUGUCUUUAGUGAGGCUAUGUGAUUGUAUCUUACCCUUAAUGUAUUGAUUGUUACAUAUUGCGGGGUUUCUCAACUGAUCAACAUGGAUCCUACAUCGAGGAAGCAUUCUCUUCCCAGUGCAUGAGCCACUUUCAGGGAAGUUUCUUUUCUCUCUCUUUCUGCCCCUCGUGUCAGUUUCGUGUCUUUUCGCUCCUUGGAGCUUUCUCAGAGCUGCCCACCUAGUGGCAUAACAGGCUCUUUCAUCGGGAAUCUGGUUGCAUACGGAUUACCGUUCUUUAUUAUUAUAUGUUUUGUAUUUUGUUGUCCGGCCAUGCCUUGGGGCUUAUCUUGGAUAAAAAAAAAUUACUCAUAUACCUCAAUGAAUAAACGCUCGUAUAAAUAUAAGAAAAUUUUCAAGUGACUAGAGUGCUUUUGAUAAGAAUGCUUUUCUAAAAACUUUAGGGUAAAUACAAUUUAAUAUCCAAACCUUUCAUUUUAAAUAAUAUAAUAGCCAAACUUUUUCGAAAACAAUCUAAUAUCCAAAUCGUCAACUUUCCGUCCGUUUGACCGUUAGUUGACACUUCAAAAAAGCUUUGUUUAGGGGAAAUUGUCACAAUACAACUUUGUUUCUUGUUUUGGCAUUGUAGAUGACUGAAUAUUUAGAUAUUCUAUACUAUCAUGGUGGAGUCACGGACUUCUCGGGUUUGGAACUAUGAUAUGUUGGUGGUUUUUUAGAGAAGAUAUCGAUGGAUAUUGAUGAAGUGUCGUACUUCGAACUUUUUUGAAGUGUCAACUAACGGUCAAACGGACGGAAAGUUGACGAUUUGGAUAUUAGAUUGUUUUCGAAAAAGUUUGGCUAUUAUAUUAUUUAAAAUGAAAGGUUUGGAUAUUAAAUUGUAUUUACCCAAAACUUUAAAUAAUAUCAAUGACGUUCUCUUUCAUUUGAGACAGAAGUUCCCAUAUAAAGUAAUAGAGCAAAUUUGAUAGCGUCCGUUUAACAAUAUCGCGUCAUUUCAAAAGAAACAUCGGGAGAAACCCUUCUUCUAGCACCAGAUGGAAUGAACUAAAAAUUGUUUCAGCUGUAUUUAGUGAGCAGUCCAAAAAUCUCUCAUAAUAGAAUUUCUCGGCUCGACUCAAUAACGGGAAUCUCAAUUGUUUCAGUUUAUAAAAGGGCUCAACACGU
Linum trigynum is the source of this 2792-nucleotide messenger RNA. The record is from the annotation of a GenBank genome assembly. NCBI's taxonomy places the organism in Eukaryota, Viridiplantae, Streptophyta, Magnoliopsida, Malpighiales, Linaceae.